AGGAUUUGACAAAAAAGGACGAAGUCCUCUGGACUUUGUGAGUAAAUUCACAAAUGCGAUUCCUCGAAAUUAAUUUAUUGGCACUAAUUAUGGCGGUAAGCCUGCAAAAUAUAGAAUGCAAAAUGGAUUUUGCACAAUUAUCGAAGGCCGGAAAGGCAUUUCGAAAAUCAUGCCAAAGAGAAAGUAAUUGUCCUACUGAUUUGAUCACUAAUGCAAGAUUGAAUGGAGAUUUUCCGCCGGUACCAGAACUAAAGUGUUACUUCAAAUGCCUAUUUCAAGCCAUGAAAAUAAUCAGGGAUGACAAAUUUUCAGAAGAAGCUAUGAAUUCGCAAAUGGCUUUAAUGCUUACCGAAGAUUUGGCAAAAUCACUGGAUGCAAUGGCUGCCCAUUGCAUACCACAAAUAAAGUCUUCAGAGAUAUGUGAGGCAUCAUAUGAACUCACAAUAUGUGGCUAUAACUACAACGCUUCGCUCUAUUUCUUCCCAUGAUGACUUAUUCUAUCAAAUUCUACCUGACUUUAUAUCUCUAUCAUCGGAAUUGUUAAAAAACAGGGUGAAAGGAUGGAGGUAUAAAAAAUUAAUCUAUAGACUGGGCGUGAUGACUUAAAAUGCAUACUGAAAUUGAAAAAAAUUAUAUGUCGAUUUUUGCUCAUAAUGGAAGAACUGCUGCUAAUCCUUUCAACUCCGAAUUUUUAUCAACCUCUUCAUGAUGAUCGUCAAACCGCACUUUUCUAGGUGCUAUACUGUUUUAUAUUUUUGUGUAAAUAAAAACUAUUGUGAUUUUACAGAU
Messenger RNA from Belonocnema kinseyi, 789 nucleotides. Its product is annotated as general odorant-binding protein 19a-like. The record is from RefSeq and is a predicted model, not a curated record. Lineage: Eukaryota; Metazoa; Arthropoda; Insecta; Hymenoptera; Cynipidae. Gene Ontology annotation, molecular function: odorant binding. Bases 54 to 488 code for a protein of 144 amino acids. The transcript has 6 exons.